Fusarium falciforme is the source of this 1389-nucleotide messenger RNA. RefSeq names its product MHD domain-containing protein. Gene Ontology annotation, biological process: intracellular protein transport; clathrin-dependent endocytosis. Lineage: Eukaryota; Fungi; Ascomycota; Sordariomycetes; Hypocreales; Nectriaceae. The coding region runs from base 76 to 1389 and encodes 437 amino acids. The transcript has 3 exons. The record is from RefSeq and is a predicted model, not a curated record. Gene Ontology annotation, molecular function: clathrin-cargo adaptor activity. Gene Ontology annotation, cellular component: AP-2 adaptor complex; cytoplasmic vesicle.
CAACAUCUCAACCUCCGUCUCAAUCUCACGUCUCCUACCUAUACAAGAAGCAGUUUCUGCUUCCCCUCUCCGGCCAUGUUGUCGGGCGUCCUCAUCUUCAACCAAAAGGGCGAGAACCUCAUCUUCCGCGCCUUCCGCAACGACUGCCGUCCCCGUCUCGCCGACGUCUUCCGCAUCCAGGUCAUCUCCAACGCCCAAGUGCGCUCGCCCAUCCUGACCCUUGGGAGCACCACCUUUAGCCAUGUCAAGCACGAGAAUAUCUACCUGGUGGCCAUCACCAAGAGCAAUGCCAACGCCGCUCUGGUCUUUGAGUUCCUCUACCGCCUGAUCCAGCUCGGCAAGGGCUACUUUGGCAAGUUUGACGAGGAGGCUGUCAAGAACAACUUUGUCCUGGUGUACGAGCUGCUAGACGAAAUCAUCGACUUUGGCUACCCUCAAAACACCGAGACCGACACCCUCAAGAUGUACAUCACCACCGAAGGCGUCAAGUCGGAAUCCCGCCGCGAAGACACGUCCAAGAUCACCAUGCAGGCCACCGGCGCCCUCUCCUGGCGCAAGGCCGACGUAAAGUACCGUAAGAAUGAGGCUUUCGUCGACGUGAUCGAGGACGUCAACCUGCUCAUGUCGGCCACCGGCGCCGUCUUGCGCGCCGACGUCACCGGCCAGAUCAUCAUGCGCGCCUACCUCUCGGGCACCCCGGAGUGCAAGUUUGGCCUCAACGACCGACUUUUGCUCGAUAACGACGGCCUCCUGAGCCUCCCGAGCGGGAACAAGAUGGGUACAAAGGCGACAAAGGCAGCAGCCGGCAGUGUCACCCUCGAGGACUGCCAGUUCCACCAGUGCGUCAAGCUAGGCAAGUUUGACAGCGAUCGCAUCAUCAGCUUCGUCCCCCCGGACGGCGAAUUCGAGCUUAUGCGAUACCGUGCCACCGAGAACGUUAAUCUCCCCUUCAAGGUGCACGCCAUCGUCAACGAGGUCGGCCGGUCCAAGGUGGAAUACAGCAUCGGCGUCAAGGCCAACUUUGGCUCCAAGCUGUUCGCCACAAAUGUCAUUGUCAAGAUCCCGACGCCCCUCAACACGGCCAAGAUCACGGAGCGCUGCACCCAGGGCAAGGCCAAGUACGAGCCCAGCGAGAACAACAUUGUGUGGAAGAUUGGCCGCUUCACGGGCCAGAGCGAGUACGUCCUCAGCGCCGAGGCCAUCCUGACCAGCAUGACCAACCAGAGGGCGUGGAGCCGACCACCACUGAGCAUGAACUUUAGCCUGCUCAUGUUUACGAGCUCAGGGCUGUUGGUGAGGUAUCUCAAGGUGUUUGAGAAGAGUAAUUACUCGAGCGUCAAGUGGGUGCGGUACAUGACGAGAGCAGGCUCGUAUGAAAUAAGAUUUUAA